AUGAUAGACGAAGAGCCGAUAAGAGUUAAUAAAUGGGAUGGUCCGACAGUUAAAAAUACACUUGAUGACGCCAUAAGAAAGAUUCUGAAUGAUAAAUACGAUACUUGGACUGAAAAACAUUGGUUGACAGAUGGACGUCUUUUAAUUUCGUCAAUAGCGGUUGGCUUCGCAGGAUUUGCCCUCGUUUAUGAUUAUAUUGCCCCGUUUCCAAAAUCGAAGAUGGUGUUGGCAACGUGUUCUGUAACUUAUUUUAUUUUGAUGGGUAUUUUACAAUGUUAUCAGUGGUACUUGGAAAAGGGAACGUUUUAUCAGGCAGUCGACGAGGAUCCUAGCGGUAAACAGGAAAAACGUUAUUGGAAGUGGUCUUCAUCUUUGAAGAAGUUUGAUGACAAGUACACCUUAGAAGUAGAGUAUACGCAGGGAUCGCGUGGCGGUCAGACAAAAGUAAUAUAUCAUUAA
This is a messenger RNA of Enterobius vermicularis (human pinworm), 459 nucleotides long. Lineage: Eukaryota; Metazoa; Nematoda; Chromadorea; Rhabditida; Oxyuridae. The record is from the annotation of a GenBank genome assembly.